Messenger RNA from Myotis myotis, 1411 nucleotides. RefSeq names its product TPD52 like 1 (gene TPD52L1). Lineage: Eukaryota; Metazoa; Chordata; Mammalia; Chiroptera; Vespertilionidae. The record is from RefSeq and is a predicted model, not a curated record. The transcript is spliced from 9 exons. Gene Ontology annotation, cellular component: cytoplasm. Gene Ontology annotation, biological process: positive regulation of apoptotic signaling pathway; positive regulation of MAP kinase activity. Bases 201 to 890 code for a protein of 229 amino acids.
GCCAGGUGGACUGCAAGGGGCGGAGGUAACGAGAGGCGGCCGGCGGUGGCUGCCCGAGGCUCCUCUCCCCCCGCAGGCAGAGCUCGCGACUGGGUGCAGCGAGAAGGCGCCCUGGGCCGGACCAGCUGCGCUCUGGACUCGGCCGCCGUCUGGAUCUCCGCGAGCAGGUCCCCGCCGCGCUCAGCCCGAGCUCGGCCACCAUGGAGGCGCAGGCACAAGGUCUGUUGGAGACUGAACCCCUGCGAGGAAGAGAUGAAGACGCAGUAGCCAGUGCUGACUUCUCUAGCAUGCUCUCUGACGAGGAGAGAGAAGAGUUAAAGGCAGAAUUAGUUCAGAAGAAUAAAGCUCUGGGGAUAGAGAGGAAAGCUGUGCUGGAUGCAGGCUCCAUUAGAUCUCAGCUGGAAGACGAAAUUACAACAUUACGACAAGUAUUAUCAGCGAAAGAAAGGCAUCUGGUUGAGAUAAAGCAAAAACUCGGCAUGAACCUGAUGAAUGAAUUAAAACAGAACUUCAGCAAAAGCUGGCAUGACAUGCAGACCACCACUGCCUACAAGAAGACACAUGAAACCCUGAGUCACGCAGGGCAGAAGGCAACUGCUGCUUUCAGCAAUGUUGGGACAGCCAUCAGCAAGAAGUUUGGAGACAUGAGGUCCCACUCCAUCGGCUACUCCAUUCGCCAUUCCAUAAGUAUGCCUGCAAUGAGGAAUUCUCCUACUUUCAAAUCAUUUGAGGAGAGGGUUGAGACAACUGUCACAAGUCUUAAGACGAAAGUAGGCGGGACGAACCCUGGCGGAGGCAGCUUUGAAGAGGUGCUCAGCUCCACCGCCCACGCCAGCGCGCAGAGCUCGGCGGGCGCCCCCCGGCGGGCGGAGGAGGAACUGCAGUGCUAGGGCUGCCGGCCCAAGCCCAUCACUCCCCCCCCCCCCCCCCCCCCCCCCCCCCCCCCCGCACCCACACGGAUAUGAAGACCAAAAUCCCACUGCAGAAACCAGGCCUUGACCUUCAAAUGGCCUUUCCACAAAGUUUCAUAAAGUGAUUUCCAUUUGUAUUUGUGUUGAUAAUGGACCAUUCGACCGCACCCUUAAGUAGUCACAGGUGGCUAUCUUUUCAAAUGUCCUGAUCUGAGCAGGUACAAAAUUGGUCAUGGCCCUUCUCUUUGUGUAAUUCAGACAUAUUUUUCAAACAUAGGCUAUUGUUUGCUUUGAUUUUUGCUUGGACGCCAUUACCAUACGCAUGUCUCUGAAGGCUGAGUGAGCACCCCCCUUCAGUUCAGUCUGUUCACUGGGGGGCGCUGCCUCUGUCCCCAUCAAUAGGAUGACGCUGCAAAUUUCAUCAAACUGCUUGUGGUCCGCCUCACCUACAUUAAUUACACGUUUAUUUAAGCAAUUAAAAUAAUGGAUUUUAAUGAUGA